Molecule: messenger RNA, 822 nt
Organism: Rotaria sp. Silwood2
Lineage: Eukaryota; Metazoa; Rotifera; Eurotatoria; Philodinida; Philodinidae
Source: the annotation of a GenBank genome assembly
AUGAAUCAUGAAAUAGAACUUCAUGAUAAUGAAGAACUAACUGAUGAUAUCAUUGCUCGCAUUUUACAAUGUAUAACAGCUGAUCAUUUUAUGAAUUUAGCUAUAUCAAAUGGACCACUCAGAGCUGGCUAUCAAAUUAUUUCUGCUUUCCCUCAAACAUCUAAUGAACCAGUCAUAGCACGUAUAUUUCGUACAUCCUCACUAUGUUCAAAUGACCAAAUGCCAAAAUAUGUUUUCUUUAAUGAGUUACUAAAUCUCAACGGAACUAACUAUAUCACAGUUUUAUCUUCAAGUGAUCUCCAUUGGUUACAAUCUGUUUCUCGACAAUGGUUUACUGCUGUGAAUGGAGAUAAUUUACAUGCAAUUUCUUAUGAAAAUUGUGUAUUGGAAAAUAUCGGCGCAACUCUACUACGAGCAGUUGUUGGUAAACGAAAUUGUAAUUUGAAUAAGCUUGAAGAAACAACUCAAGCUGUUAUUGAUGUUGAUUAUAGAGAAUCAAGGUUAACAAUCUGGGCACGUAAAGUUAAUUUAGAAAAAGCAAAAAAUUUUAUUGAAGAAAUGAUUCAAAAAGAGAAACAAAAAUUACUCGUAGAAACUGAAGAAAUACAAAUCAUAGGAAGAACUCGAAUUUUAAUGGGCGCCGGAGGUGUUACUCAAAUGAUUCUUCUUGAACGUGAUUAUAUUAGAAUCAUAUUGACAAAAUUACCGACAACAAUAGCGGAAGAGAGAAUUCGAGAUUUGUGUGAACCAUUUGGAAAGAGUAAGUAUGCAAUUAUUUUCAAUGUUCCUUGUCCAAAAAACGUUUUUCUUUUAUUGAAAUGA